Rhipicephalus sanguineus (brown dog tick) is the source of this 3458-nucleotide messenger RNA. RefSeq names its product serine-threonine kinase receptor-associated protein. The transcript has 7 exons. Lineage: Eukaryota; Metazoa; Arthropoda; Arachnida; Ixodida; Ixodidae. Gene Ontology annotation, cellular component: SMN complex. Bases 88 to 1146 code for a protein of 352 amino acids. Gene Ontology annotation, biological process: spliceosomal snRNP assembly. Gene Ontology annotation, molecular function: protein binding; RNA binding. The record is from RefSeq and is a predicted model, not a curated record.
AGCGCAGCGGCGGUACGUCUCAGAGGUCACAGGAAGUCAGCUGCUCGUCGCACGCCGUUCUCCCAGCUUCCGGCGGCAUUCGAAAAAAUGGCCGGCUUGAGGCAAACGCCGCUCACUUGUUCGGGUCAUACCCGUCCCGUGGUGGACCUGUGUUUCUCAAAGUUGUCCUCGACGGGAGCCUAUUACCUAAUCUCGGCAUGCAAAGAUGGGAAGCCAAUGCUCAGGCAGGGAGAUACUGGAGACUGGAUUGGGACAUUCGUCGGGCACAAAGGUGCCGUCUGGGGCGUCGCUCUCAACAAGGAUGCGUCUAGGGCAGCCACCGGAGCGGCCGACUUCACCGCCAAGCUGUGGAACGCAGUGGCCGGGGAGGAGCUCCACACAUUUGCUCACCCCCACAUAGUGCGUUCCGUGGACUUUGACUCCGAUGGCACCAAGCUGCUGACUGGAAGCAAUGACAAGUCGCUCCGGAUUUUUGACGUCAACAAGGUGGAUGCUGAUCCAACUGUGCUGAAAGGACACACGUCAGCUAUCAAAAAAGUGCUGUUCCUUCAAGAUGAAAAGCGCUUUGUUUCUGCAUCGGAUGACAAGACGGUCAGGUUCUGGGAUUACGUGAGUGGGACGGAGGUGGGCAAGCUGGAAUUGCCCAGUGCGCCGAGUGACCUUGAGCUCACCCCUGAUGGCAGUAUGCUGUUGGUCACCCAUGGCCAUAUGGUGAGCACAUGGAGCACAGAAAUGCUCGAAAAAAUGAAGGAGUUCCAGAUUCCGAGCCAGGUGAACUCGGCAUCACUGCUGCCCGACAAGUCCGUCUUUGUCUGCGGAGGCGAGGACUUCAAGAUGUACAAGUUUGAGUACGAAACUGGAACGGAGCUCGAUUCGUUCAAGGGACACUUCGGGCCCGUGCACUGCGUGCGGUUCUCCCCGGACGGUGAACUGUACGCAAGUGGAAGCGAAGAUGGUACGCUGAGGCUUUGGCAGACAACGGUUGGUAAGACGUACGGCCUCUGGAAGUACGUACAGCCAACAGAAGGUGCCGCCGGCGAGGGUGUGGCCAACAAUAACAACAAUGACGACAUUCCCACGCCCCCCGACACCGCCGCCGCCACGCCACCGCCGACUGCCAACAGCGCCGUCAAAGCAGAGGCGUGAUGUCCUUCAAAGGGCUGGUGUAGGCACGAACACGGAACUGAGAAUCCGGAAAGCACUUGGGGGACAGUCUCGGAUUAUGCAGGAAUGGAGAGCAGAUGGGCGCCGCUGUGCGUGAAGCCUACAGCGCAGCUGAAAGCUAGCCUAAACUGAGGUUGGCAGACAGCCGAGAGCUUCAGAAGUGUGUGGUUGCUACAGUUGUAUGCGGAACGUUCGUGUCCUUCUUCUUCUGUACUUUUUUUUCUCUCGCUUGAAAAGGAGUGAAUAACUGCGGAGAGAGGGGAAGUCCUCCCAUUCAUGUUUUGUUCCGUCAGCAACCUUCUGCGCAGUUAUUAUGCCAGUGUCGUGGGAGGUGUGGCGGCCGUCGUGUUGUGGGAGGUGCGGUUGCUGAGCUCCGAAGUUUGGGCAUUUUCUUUUUUCCCUUGUCUAUAGUUCCAUAGUGUUGAACCCCAUCUGCCGGAAGUUCAUCAGUGGUGUUUGCCACAGCAGCACGCACAAUGUUUGCGCAUUCAUUUCUUUUUUGUCUGAUCCAGAUUCUGUCUUGGUAGUGUUAUGAAAGUGUGGUAACAGUUUUACCAUGCAGAAACUUGGGCAUUGUCUUUUUUUUUCAUUGCCCAGGUAAAGUGUUAGGCUUAGAAUUGUGCCCUCUUUGUUAUAUCAUGAAAAGGAAGGUUCGCUUUGCUAAAGUUUGGGUAAAUUUUGUACUUUGUGUAGUUUGCAGUGUGUUACGCCACAGAAAGAAAGAGUGUGUUACGCCACAGCAGGAAAACUACGCCUCUUGCUCACGGGUGUCGAUUGAAGCCCUCUUUGUUGUUAUGCUUAGCGCAUAAGCGUUUGCUCCUUUAGAGUCAUCACAUCUUUUGACACUUGGCACUUUCAGCUGUCAAGAAGAGAGAGCUUGACGCGCAAAUGAGCCUGCAGUUGAGUGCGUUGUGUUUUGACUGCUGUGAAUAUUGCUGAAACGUGGUGAGUGGUGCUUUUUUGCCGUAUGACAUUGAAAAAAAAUGUUUUUUUUUCACCAUUCUUUAGUGCUUGAGAUUUCAUCCCUGUAUUCCAUGGUGGUUUGAGACGUCGUACUGGAUUAAGUUGGAUCACAUUGUUGUUAAAUUUCCAGUCUUCACUUGUCAUUGGCAGUUUGAGAUGUUCUCAUGGCCCUGUGUACCGUAUCUUAACGUGCACUGGCAACUCCUCCAUGUUACCUGCACUAGUCACAACUCUCGGAAAAAGGCCUUUCCUUAGUACAAUGCAAUGACUGCUUGUCCACUGCAUUGCAAACAAGGCACCGGUACAGGUUUCGAAACGUCAGCUGAUCACUUCAACUUGUUGAUCAAGUGUUAUUUGUAACAACUGCAUUCAGAACCUAACAUUUGUAUGUCUACGCAAGAAACCUUAUGCAGUUACAGGAUUGAAGAAACGUUCCAUUUUUGUUCACUUACCACGGACUUCACAGCCAAGUGACAACGAAACCAACUUCACUUCAGCUUUUUCUGCAUGUGGAAUGGAGUAUACUAGCCUGUGUGGUUAGUCAUGCAUUUGUUUUUCUUUGCAGCUGCGCAUUUUUAUAAAAUAUACUUUUUUCUUCGCGCUGUAGGAGCAAUGAGAGGGUGCGAAAAGAAUGGCUUUGAUACCGUAUUUACUUGUAUGUAACGCGAGUUUUUUUUUUCCAGAUCCUUGCCACCUAAAUUCGACCUUCACGUUACAAUCGAAUACCAAAAAUACUGUUUUUUUCUUCCUGAACACAGUGAAAUGUCACCCCUUGCGUUACAAUCGCGGUCGCAUUACAUUCGAGCAAAUACGGUAGUUUUCUAGCUCUGGAACAGUAUUUUUUGGGGUUUGCUGUUUUACCUUCUCCACAAACAUGUCCUAUAUACUUUUCACGUGAGUAAUACAGGAUCCCUGCUGUUAUCCACAUCACAUGUUGAUAUCUAAUCUGGGCACUUGUCUGAAUUACUAUCAUGCCUGUUAAGCUGCAGUGAAAAAAAAAAGUGUUAUCGCCAGUCUUUCGGCAGUACACAAGCAAUUUUCUUUUCAAGUGCGGGCAUUCGAUCUCUACGUGCGAGACGUAUCGACUGGCCUCUAUUCUUUCCUCACAAUGGCAAUCUGCUACUGGACAAGUUGCAAAUGUCAAUGUUUUGUUAGCAUCGUGUAUGAUUAUACAAGCUGCAUUUUGAGACUGCCAACUGUGAUUCCCCAAGAACGGCCCUGACCUCCUUCGUCUACAGCGAGAGCGACGCUUGCCUCAAGCCGGAAAAAAAAAUUGAUUGUGGAAUCUUUUUUGAAAUAAAAGCUCGGCACCCAGUGCCAGAAAAUGCCAA